CCCGGACGAUGCUCAAGUCGCGGCUCCGCAUGUUCCUGAACGAGCUGAAGCUGCUGGUGCUGGCGGGCGGGGGGCGGCCCCGCGCCGAGCCGCAGCCCCGGGGGGGCGGGGGCGGCUGCGGCUGGGCGCCCUUCGCCGGCUGCGCGGCCCGGGACGGCGGCGCCGGCGACGAGGAGGAGUACUACGGGCCCGGGCCGCGCGCGCGGGGCCUGGCGGGCGACAAGGAGCCGCGGGCCGGGCCCCCGCCGCCGCCCGCGCCGCCGCCGCCCCCGGGCGCGCUGGACGCCCUGUCGCUCAGCAGCAGCCUGGACAGCGGCCUGCGGACCCCCCAGUGCCGGAUCUGCUUCCAGGGCCCCGAGCAGGGGGAGCUCCUGAGCCCCUGCCGCUGUGACGGCUCCGUGCGCUGCACGCACCAGCCCUGCCUCAUCCGCUGGAUUAGCGAGAGGGGCUCCUGGAGCUGUGAGCUCUGCUACUUCAAGUAUCAGGUCCUGGCCAUCAGCACCAAGAACCCACUGCAGUGGCAAGCCAUCUCCCUGACAGUCAUUGAGAAGGUCCAGAUUGCCGCCAUAGUCCUGGGCUCUCUCUUCCUCGUCGCCAGCAUCUCCUGGCUCAUCUGGUCCUCACUCAGCCCUUCAGCCAAGUGGCAACGACAGGAUCUGCUGUUUCAGAUCUGCUACGGCAUGUAUGGCUUCAUGGAUGUCGUCUGCAUAGGACUCAUUGUCCAUGAAGGCUCCUCUGUCUACCGCAUCUUCAAACGAUGGCAGGCAGUGAACCAGCAGUGGAAGGUCCUGAACUAUGACAAGACCAAGGACGUAGGAGGAGAUGCAGGGGGAGGGACGGCAGGGAAGCCAGGCCCCAGGACCUCACGGACGAGCCCUCCCUCUGGGGCCACCAGCCGCCCCCCGGCUGCCCAGCGCAUGCGGACGCUCUUGCCUCAGCGCUGUGGUUACACAAUCCUGCACCUCCUGGGACAGCUUCGGCCACCGGACGCGCGUUCCAGCUCCCAUUCCGGCCGAGAGGUUGUCAUGAGGGUCACCACAGUCUGAACUGAACUCCGGGAGCUGGGAUCUUGAGUCAGUGCAUUGGCCAGAGAGGAGCUAUCAUGACUGCUGGAGGUACCGCCCGGACCAGAUGUUUGGGGCACACUGCUCCCACCGCUGAAGAGCUCUGUGGGCAGCCUCAAGCUGGAGACAUUGUCUGGCUUCUGCCCACUGGGUAGAUACACGUGGAUGACAUUCCAGCCCCCACUGACAAUUCCCCGCACUCAUCCUGGGGCAGCCAGUGGGCACGUGGGGAGAACAGCUUUUCUUCCCCAGAGAACCGUCCUUACCUCAGCUCCUAGGGCCUCCAGCCCCUCAGCUCUACCAUGGUGACUUGGUGAGGGGGAACCAAUGCCAGAAGAAAGGGGCUGUAGACCCCCCCAUUCCCCACCCCAUGGCCACAGGGCAGCUGGCAAUAAGACUAGUAUACAUUGACCUCCCGUUCCCUGCAUGAGGGCGGGGGGCUUCCCCUGCUCUGCCCCCCAAUGCAUGGGGGGAGGGCAUAAAGAAUCAUUUAUAUGCACAUGGAGACUCCUUUCUCAUCUGGGGCUUCUCUGGAGGGUUGGGAGGUGUGGGGAGGCUUCUCUACAGAGGUUACAAAUCCCAAAUGCAGCAGUGGGCUCUGAGUUGGAGGUGUAACUCCCACUUGCUGGUGAAUAAUUCAUGUUGGCUGCUGGAUGGCAAUGCUCAGAGGUACCUAAAGGGUGGACCUACCACGUCCAAGUUUGUGAUUUA
Messenger RNA from Pipistrellus kuhlii (Kuhl's pipistrelle), 1775 nucleotides. RefSeq names its product membrane associated ring-CH-type finger 9 (gene MARCHF9). The transcript is spliced from 4 exons. The record is from RefSeq and is a predicted model, not a curated record. The coding region runs from base 9 to 1046 and encodes 345 amino acids. Gene Ontology annotation, molecular function: zinc ion binding; ubiquitin-protein transferase activity. Lineage: Eukaryota; Metazoa; Chordata; Mammalia; Chiroptera; Vespertilionidae. Gene Ontology annotation, biological process: protein ubiquitination.